CGCUAUAUAAUGCCUUGAAAAUAUGAAGAUCUCAUUGUACUAAUUGAAUAUGUAGAAUCCUUAUAUGAUUAAUAUUUUUAUUAAACUAUCCACUUGUAAACUAUUUUCUGAUUAGUUUACAACCUCAUGAAAUUCGUCGCGGUUAUUAUAACAUUCGCCUCUAGGUUAGGCUAUCGGCUACGUCUUCACCUGUCUUCGGACGUUUACAGAAGAAUUCUUCAAACAUCAUCAGUGGAUUUACUCCCAAAGCAGUUCUGUCUGUCCAUUUGGUUGAGUACAGAAUUUUUAGCCGACGCACCUUUGUGUUGCCCAUAGUUCAGGUUUAAGACAUCCCAUCAACUUAAAACCGUACUGUUAUUAUUUUGUCGCAGAGUUUUAUAAUCUGGUUCCCAAUAUGGUUCAAAAAUGCAGUGGUUUAAACCGGUUGGUGCAUACAUUGUCUAAGUUACGAUUGAAUGAUGUGAAAUUAUUUUUAAUUGGAUUAGGGUUCGUAUUUUUAUUAAAUUGGAUUGUUACUUUAUCGUGGAUACCGAAAUUUAAAUGUUUGUCAGAUGGUAGCGUGCUUCAGAGCACAAAACAAUAUUCCAUAUUUUCCUUAACUGAUGUUAGUUAUGCUCAAAAUCUUGCUAAUAAGAUUAAUAUAUAUUGUUAUAUCCUAACGGAACCACAGUCACAUCUAACCAAAGCUUAUCAUGUUCAAACAACUUGGGCCCGAAGGUGUACCCGUUUUGGUUUUAUUAGUUCAAAAGCGGAAAAAUUAAUGAAAAUGCUUGCUGUUGAUAGGACUCAAAAUUAUGUUAAACAUUCUUGGAUUUCAAUGCGUGAAACACUUCGUGCAUUACAUAAACAAACUUACAAAGCAGCAUAUUUUCUUAAAGCUGAUGAUACGACUUAUGUGAUCAUGGAAAACUUAAGGAAUGCUUUAGAAUACACAGAUCCUCGUAAACCAUUUAUUAUGGGUCACAUCUAUAAGAUCCGUCCAAAUGAAUUCACUUUAUCUGGUAGUUUUGGCUACGUCCUAUCAAGAUCUGCUCUCGAAUUAAUUGUUUUGAAAGGUUUAGACAAAUUGGCUGACUGUGGACCAAUUCAGCAUGUUCGUGAAGAUAUUCAAAUAUCUAAAUGUGCAAAAGCAUUAGGCAUAGAAUUCAAAGAUAGUAUUGAUAUGUUUGGAAUGUCACGAUUCAGUAAUGUUACUAUAAACAAUCUUUUUGGAACAUUCAAUAACAGUAAUAAUAAUAGCGGAACGAUUCAGUGGGAUCCAAUAAAAACAGAUUAUACACAAGCAGUGUAUGAUUUAAAAAAAUUACCUGCAAGUCCACUGCUAAUCAGUUUCGGUGGUUUAAUGCCAGUGAAAAUGUACAUUUUAGAAUAUUUAAUCUAUCAUCUUCGACCAGUUGGAAUAACGCAUCGAAUUUUACAACAUCUACCUUAUUCAUCAUCAUCUGCAAUGAAUCGUUAUCAUCAACAAGACCAUAGUACAUAAUAAUCUAUAUUAUUAUUGUCGCAGUGAUUUUUAUUAUUUGCAUAAUAUGUAUAUGAUACUUUCUUGUCUAAGUCAUUUUAACUAUUUGUUUGUUUAAUCUUUUAUAUUUUUUUUUCAUUGUGAUCAACAUAUAAACAUUUACAUAUCACAAUUUUUUAGCAGAUUCUAUCUAGUUAUUUGUAUUCCAUAUUAUAUAUUUAUAAACAGAUAUAUAUAUAUGUGUGUAAACUUAUUUCCGAUCAUAAGUUCAAUUGCCUUAGAUUCUGUUAUAUUUUUUAUCAAUUAAAACACUGAUCAACAAAACAAUGUAGAAUGUGUAAUGAAUGAUGCUUAGAAUAUCAGUUUAAUUGAGAUUUUACAACUUAUUAUUAUUAUUACUAUUAUUAAUAACUUUUUCGUAAAUCUUAUGGUUAUUUCACCUUCCUUUUAUUCAUUUAUGCUCAUUUGGUUUUUUUUUUUUUUACUUGAUCAUUUAUUUAUUAUUUAUUAAUAAUAAAGAUGUUUUACCAAC
This is a messenger RNA of Schistosoma mattheei, 1994 nucleotides long. NCBI's taxonomy places the organism in Eukaryota, Metazoa, Platyhelminthes, Trematoda, Strigeidida, Schistosomatidae. The record is from the annotation of a GenBank genome assembly.